Onthophagus taurus is the source of this 4535-nucleotide messenger RNA. RefSeq names its product Chitin deacetylase-like 5 (gene Cda5). Gene Ontology annotation, biological process: carbohydrate metabolic process. Gene Ontology annotation, molecular function: hydrolase activity, acting on carbon-nitrogen (but not peptide) bonds; chitin binding. Gene Ontology annotation, cellular component: extracellular region. NCBI's taxonomy places the organism in Eukaryota, Metazoa, Arthropoda, Insecta, Coleoptera, Scarabaeidae. The record is from RefSeq and is a predicted model, not a curated record.
GAGGCCGUAUGUAGAAGUGAAUGCGGCGCAAGAGGCGAGCGGAAAAUAGUGUCUCUAAGUGGGGACCCAUAGUUUUCUCUUGUGCUGUAGUGUCCCCACUAAGGCAUUUCACUUAAGAGGGACUUUACUACCAAGAACGGUCCAGUCAGUGGCACGACAUUUGCGAUUUCACUAGUAACGUGCACACCGUAAUCACAUCAGAGGAGAAAAUCUGCCCGCCGCACGUAUGGCUAUGUGUUUCUAGCUCCUGCAUGUGACAGUGUUUUAAAAUUAAAAAAAUCGGUGCCUGUUCGAAGAAAGCAACAGCCAUGGUGUACAAAAACACCGUAACCAUACUGAUAUUAACCCUAAUCGGUUUCGCGUCUGCACAAAGAAAGAUCAGCAGGAACUCGCAGCCCGUCGAGGAAACGAAACCGGAGGUGAAUUUCCAUUGUCCGGAAGAAUUCGGAUACUACCCACAUCCGACCGAUUGUACAUUGUACCAUGUAUGCUUUUUCGGAAGGCCUGUAUUGGAAUCCUGCACUGGGGGAUUAAUGUACAGCCCCGAAUUACAAACAUGUGAUUGGCCGAGAAAUGUCGGUUGCGAUGGUUCUUCCGACGUUUCAGUGACAUCUAUAGUAUCUUCUUCGAGCAUACCCAGCAGAUCAUCCGAAUCUAGAACUAGAUAUACAGCUCCACCUCCUCCACCACCCGCUCAACCCGCAGCUAUUGUGACAUCUAGAGGACAACCGAAAAGUUUACACCACACCGAAAUUAUUAAGCAACCUCGCUAUUACGACGACGAUGAUGACGAGCCGAUCUCCGACCAAAUUAGCGAUAGACAACAAAGAAUCAAUCGGGGGCAACCGAAAAAGGUCAGCGACGUACAGAGGGAUAGGGACGGAUUAGGGUUGGCUAACGCUAUUCCGUCGUACAGCGGUCGGGGAGAAAAAAUUAGUUCGAUUUCCUUCGGAACUCAACAACAGAACCUGAACACGUAUAGAGUCGAAGAGGCCAGUGUCGUUCCGCAAAAAGCACCCACCAUCACCUCCGCCAAAAGCUACAACACCAGUCACUACGACUCCACACAAUAUGAUCCUUACUACAAUAUAUAUGAUGAGGUCGAACUCUACAGAGAUGUUGAUUAUCCUCAACAUUACAACACCAACAAUGGUGGAAGACAAUCUUCUCAAACAACGUACCGAGGAACGCCGGCACCUGCCAUCCAAGUAAUCCCAACUCAAGAAGAUGUAUCAUCAAAACGGCACAGAACUAACAUCUACAUUCAAAAUCCGUACCAAACUCAAGAUAUUUACCAACAACCCACUGUUUCAGAAUACAGUGACGAAGCAUACGUUGACGAUCACACCAAUUACAGACAAACAAGUAGACAACCAACAAACCCUAGGGGUGAGAGUUAUGAUCUCAAUUACUUAGAGGAGAACGCCACCACGAAAAGAACUACAACUACCGCUAGAACUACCACUACUACUACCACCACCACCACAACGACGACCCCGCGAUUAAAUCCUAGCCCAAAGAGCACGACUCCAACAAGCUCAACACAAACAGUGGAUAUAAACCAAACCGUACCGCUCACACCAUCCACAACCUUCGAUCCUCUCCCAGACAUAGACAAUGACACAAUAAGCGAGAACAGUGAUACAGAGACAAACGAAACUAGCACGCUUGGGUCUAGUGGGAAAGGGUUAGCAAAUUUUAUUUCAUCCAGCACCACACAGCCGCCAGCUUAUCACUUUAUUACCAAAGCGUCUAAGUCAACUCCAGUUGCUUCGACCCCUAAUUAUAUAGAGAACUAUACUUAUAGACCUAGGGUUAGAGUGCACAGAAAAAAUAGGGUCAUUGCGCCGACCACUUAUGCACCACCAAAAUUCUUUCUUAAAUCUGUCUUUCUAUCGCCUUCUUCAACUACUACUAAGUAUUCUACAAAGUAUUCAACAAGAUAUUCCCCAACCACCCCACCCACUACCACCACCACUAUUUUAACAACAACAACUAGAUUUAGUACUACUUCAAAACCCACAUCAACAACUACUAACUAUAUUUAUCCAUCAUUUAACGUAGAAAAUUUGGAUAACGUAGAUACUAGCACAAUUAGACAAAACAGGAUCAUCAAAACAAUCAGGAAAUUCAUAAACCCCAUUGCUAUUAAUAACGAAUUCGCGGGUACGACUAAAAAUUACGAACACCCGAGUCGCGAAGGUAUUUCUAUUGAGAAUUACGUCAACAGAAACUUUCAGGAUAAUUUCGAUGACGAAUAUUUUGAACCUAAUGUUACGACUUCGAGCAGGUACGUUCCGAUUCCAACCAAAUCGACAACUAGAACUACCACAACAACUACAACACCAAAACCUACGACGACAACACCAAAACCUACAACGACACCAAAACCUACAACGACACCCAAACCUACGACGACACCCAAACCUACGACGACAACUCCAAAACCUACGACGACAACACCACAACCUACGACUACAACCUCUCCAAAACCAAUUACAACCACAAUUCUUCCUGACUUAAAUCAACAACCUUACGACGAACCAAAUUUGUAUGUUGGACCGAAUGAAAAGAAAUUUAGACCGACUGUAGAAUUUCCAAGUCCAGAGGACUUAUUAACUCGACAGGACCAACCGAAACUCGAACCAGAUCUUCCACAACCUUACAAACCAAAACCAAUCGUGAAACCGGACUCGUUGACCAAACCAACCCUCCCAACUAGAACGUCCCGGGUAAAUAAUGCCAUAAAGUCGUUGAUAGCUCUCGGCGGAACGCGCAGGCCGAACACCAAAUGUACCGAUGCUAAAUGCAACGAACUGAACCAGAGAUCUCACACCAGGGGUAGAGGUUCUGCCCAUUACAGUGUUAGUGAUACUGGAGUACAAGUUAAUAGAGGAACACCACCACCGCGCAGUCGAUCAACUCUAAAACCAUCAACAUCUAUCGUUUCUAAAGCCCAAGAAUUUGUUGAUAUAUACAGAUUCCCACCUCGACGCCCAGAUACAAUUUAUCCCCAACCAGUUCCAGAUAAAGCAGCAGCAAAAUGUAGAAAAGAUGUUUGUUUAUUACCAGAUUGCAGUUGUGGCGGAAAAGAAAUACCCGGAAAUUUACCGGAGGACCAGGUGCCUCAAAUAGUCUUGUUGACAUUUGAUGACGCAGUCAACGAUUUGAACAAAGAAUUCUAUAGGCAGCUCUUUGAGCAGGGUCGGGUCAACCCAAACGGAUGCCCGAUAGCUGCUACUUUUUAUGUUUCUCACGAAUGGACUGAUUACAGCCAGGUGCAAAACUUGUAUGCCGAUGGCCACGAAUUAGCAUCGCAUACAGUGUCGCAUAGUUUUGGAGAACAAUUUACCCAAAAGAAAUGGACUAAAGAAGUCGCUGGACAAAGAGAGAUUUUAGCAGCUUAUGGAGGUGUUAAACUAGAAGAUGUCCGAGGAAUGAGAGCCCCCUUCUUAUCUGUUGGUGGCAACAAAAUGUUCAAAAUGUUAUACGACUCCAACUUUACCUACGACUCUUCCAUGCCUAUUUAUGAAAACAAACCACCCAGUUGGCCUUACACUCUGGAUUACAAACUUUUCCACGACUGCAUGAUCCCACCUUGCCCCACAAGAUCAUACCCGGGAGUAUGGGAAGUCCCCAUGGUGAUGUGGCAAGAUUUAAACGGCGGACGAUGCUCGAUGGGCGAUGCUUGCAGUCACCCCGCUGACGCUGACGGAGUCGUCAAAUUAUUAAUGAAAAACUUCCAAAGGCAUUACACAACGAAUCGUGCCCCAUUCGGGUUGUUUUAUCACGCCGCUUACUUUACUAAGGACCACCACAAAGAAGGAUUUAUUAAAUUCUUGGAUACUAUCAAUUCUUUGAAGGACGUUUGGUUGGUUACUAAUUGGCAAGCUCUCCAAUGGGUAAGGGAUCCUACACCGAUUUCGAGAUUAAAUGGUUUCCAACCUUUCCAAUGCAAUUACAGCGAUCGUCCAAAGAGAUGUAAUAAUCCGAAGGUGUGCAAUUUGUGGCAUAAAUCUGGAGUGAGAUAUAUGAGAACUUGCCAACCAUGCCCCGAUAUUUACCCGUGGACUGGAAACACGGGAAUACGCAGUAGUAAAAUAGAUAAUGAUAUUGAAGAUUAAGAAACGAACACUGCCGUGGCCUAAUAGGUCGAACACAACAAUUUAAAUUAUUUUAAACGGUCGGCAGUUGGCGGCGUUAUUUUUAAACGUCGCCAAGUGCCACUUACCGUCUAUGUAUCUUUCGGAGAAAAUUAUUUAUAAGAGUAUCGCGAUGUUGCUGAGGUGUUUGCGUGCGUCACAUACCUCAGUAACAUCUAUACCCAUUGGUAACUUAUGUAUAUAUUAUAAAAUUUUGCAAUUUCUACUAUCUCCCCGGAACAACUUAAUUUAUUAACGUUCUGUGCUUCAAUAGCGACAACCAGUGAGGCAGAAUUCAAAUUUCUUAAUGUUCAGUAUAGCGUAUGUGCAGCAAUAUAAAUAGGAGAAUGUAAAAUUUGUGGCAUAUUAAAAAAAACUUUUUUUUUAAUUAAA